CCCCGCUGCAGUUCACUGCGUUUCCGUAGCCAGUUUGCUACCCGCUGAGCCCUGGCGGAACAGAAACUGCUCACGGAAACGAUUGAUACCAAUCGAAUAACGCCAGAGCUGGUCACAUAAAUGGAGGAUUGCCACUGAUAUCGGAAAGGUCUGGUCUGAUCCAUGUUCGUGACUCGGGGGCUUUUGGAGAGUGCGCUGGCAACACCCUCCGUAACAUGUGAGAUGUAUACAGAAAGAUAUUAACAGUGCGUUAUUUCGGCCAACUAGCUAGCAGCUACCCCCGAUCCAAUUUAUGGUAGCUCGCUUGAUUUGUUUCCCCGAUUUUAACCGUCGCGUCUGUUGUAACGGAGGAAAAUGAAGAAGUUUAACAUUAGGAAGGUGCUGGACGGCUUGACAGCGGUUUCCUCCUCUUCCUCCUCCUCCGCAACAGCUCAGCCGGGGACUCCAAAGGAAAACGAUGUGGUCCAGGAGACACUCCAGUCGGAGCAUUUUCAGCUUUGCAAGACUGUGCGUCAUGGCUUCCCGUAUCAACCAUCCUCCAUGGCUUUUGACCCUGUGCAGAAAAUCCUGGCCGUCGGGACUCAGACGGGAGCAUUGAGACUCUUUGGCCGUGCUGGUGUGGAGUGCUACUGUCAGCAUGAGAGUGGUGCUGCUGUCAUCCAGCUUCAGUUCCUGAUCAACGAGGGGGCGCUGGUGAGUGCCUUAGCUGAUGACAGCAUCCACCUGUGGAACCUGAGGCAAAAAAUCCCCGCUAUCCUGCAUUCCCUCAAGUUCAGCAGGGAGAGAAUCACAUACUGCCACCUGCCCUUCCAGAGCAAAUGGCUGUACAUCGGAACAGAAAGAGGAAACAUCCACAUCGUCAACGUGGAGUCCUUCACUCUCUCAGGCUAUGUCAUCAUGUGGAACAAAGCCAUCGAAUUAUCCACCAAGACACACCCAGGGCCUGUGGUUCACAUCAGUGAUAACCCAAUGGAUGAGGGGAAGCUUCUGAUUGGAUUUGAGUGUGGGGUAGUGGUGUUGUGGGAUUUGAAGUCCAAAAAAGCUGACUACCGCUACAAUUAUGAUGAGGCGAUCCACUCAGUUGCUUGGCACCAUGAGGGGAAGCAGUUUGUUUGCAGCCACUCUGAUGGCACUCUGACCACAUGGAAUGUACGUGCCCCAGCCAAGCCUGCACAGAUCAUCACACCACAUGGAAAGCAGCCUAAGGAUGGAAAAAAGCCAGAGCCAUGCAAACCUAUCCUGAAAGUGGAGUACAAAACAACCAGAGCUGGGGACCCAUUCAUGGUCCUGUCUGGAGGUCUGUCUUAUGACACAGUGGGGAGGAGAGCCUGUCUGACUGUGAUGCAUGGUAAGAGUACUGCUGUCCUGGAGAUGGACUAUCCCAUUGUUGAUUUCCUAACGCUGUGUGAAACUCCAUAUCCAAAUGACUUUCAGGAGCCUUACGCUGUCGUGGUCCUCCUCGAGAAGGAUUUAGUUGUAAUAGACCUCGGACAGAUUGGAUACCCAAUAUUUGAGAAUCCCUACCCUUUGACUGUCCACGAGUCACCAGUUACCUGCUGUGAGUAUUUUGCUGACUGCCCUGCUGAACUUAUUCCUGCACUUUACUCCGUCGGCAGUCGGCAAAAGAGGCAAGGUUAUAGCAAGAAGGAAUGGCCCAUCAGUGGAGGAAACUGGGGCCAAGGAGCACAGAGUUACCCAGAAAUCAUUAUCACUGGACAUGCUGAUGGAUCUAUAAAAUUUUGGGAUGCUUCGGCAUUAAUGCUUCAAGUGCUGUACAAGCUGAAAACUGCCAAGGUGUUUGAGAGGGCCCGAGGGAAAGAGGAGAAGGGAGGCACAGACAUAGUGGAAGAGGACCCGUUUGCCAUCCAGACUUUGUCCUGGUGCCCCGAGAGCAGGAUGCUCUGUGUGGCCGGAGUGUCCGCACACAUUAUCAUCUAUAGGUUCAGCAAACAAGAGGUCAACACUGACGUUGUGCAGCUUUUGGAGGUACGGAUGCAGUGUGAGUUUAGUGACGUGGACUCUCCUGAUCCGGGAGGAGAGCAGACCCCCACCCUGCCUACCUCUGGAGCUUCCUCCAGCCCACAGGAGAGUGAACCUCCCACACAGCCCUCCACAGGCAGCAACUCCUCUGACGGCCCCCGGGACAACAUACCAUGCCUGCAGGUGCGGAGCUCCACGCUGAAGCAGUCUCCAGGCUACCAGGUGGAGUUGGUGAUCCAGCUGGUGUGGGUGAGCGGGGAGCCACCUCAGCAGAUCACCAGCCUGGCUAUCAACUCCUCCUACGGCCUUGUGGUGUUUGGAAACAGUAAUGGUCUGGCUGUGGUGGACUACCUCCAGAAAACUCUGCUCUUCAAUAUGGGCACCUCAGAGCUGUACAGCCCAUCUGAACCCUACCAGAGGCAGCCUCACUCCCCUCGCAAAGCACGACAGCCAUCUGGAGACAUUCCUGUGGCGUCUUGCAUGUCCAGAAUUUCUUUCUUAUAUACUGAGUCUGUGAAAAAACUCCGCUCCUCUCACUUCACUCUGUGUGAUUCCAACGAUGGCUCCAACACCUCAGAAGACCGCUGCAAGUCACCCACUUCAGGAUCUACCUCACCCUGCAAUUCUGAUGAUGAACGAAAACAGAAGUUCAUAGAGAAGGUGAAGUUCAAAAGCAGGCGAUUUUCCAAGACGGUUGCCAAUGACUUUGCCAGGAUGUCACGGAAAAUUAGUUCGUCUAGUGAGCAAAAGCCAGACUUGGAGAAUUCGUUCCAACCAUUCCGUGCUAUGACAUCUCGGAGGCGCUCAGUCAAAGAUGGCACAGAAUCUUCCAGGAUGAGCCUCAAGAGCUGUGUGUGUAGAACUAAAUCAGCCCCCAACUCCUAUGCCAAGGAUAACUCAUUCAGCCGCUCACGUAGUUCAAGUGUAACCAGCAUAGACAGAGAAUCUCGAGAGGCCAUCUCAUCCUUUCACUUCUGCGAGAGUUUCCCCAGGAAGGCAGACGGCCUGAUGAAUCCCAGUCUGCUGGUGGGAACCACCCAGGGCUCUGUGAUGAUGGUGGCUCUCAGCCUGCCACCCACUGGAGAUCAGAGACUGCAGCAGCCAGUGGGCAUCUCCUCCUGCGGCACACUAGUCAGACUGAAAGGAGGCAUUCUAACAAUGGCCUUGCUGGACGCUGCUGGAACUCUGCUGCCCCCUUCCUAUGAGCAGUGGUAUGACCCCAAUGCCUCAGACGAGGAGAAAGAAAAGAACCGGAGGCGCAGACCAGCCUCCCCCCCUUCAUCACAAGAGGGCCAGGACUCCCAGUAUGCUGUGCUGUGUUCGGAGAAACAGGCCAAGGUGGUGGCUAUGCCCUCCCAAACCCGCGUCUACAAACACAACAUCACAGAGACCUCGUUCGUGUUGAGAGCUGAUGUGGUGCUUAUGGCCGGGGCCAACUGCAUCGCCUGCUUCUGUGCCAACGGCCACAUCAUGACGCUAAGUUUGCCCAGUCUCCGGCCUCUUCUGGAUGUCAACUACCUGCCCCUUACAGACAUGAGGAUAGCCCGGACCUUCUGCUUCUCCAACCUGGGUCAGGCCCUGUAUCUCACCUCCCCAACUGAAAUCCAGAGGAUCACAUAUAGCCAGGAGACCUGCGACAACCUGCAGGAGAUGCUCAGUGAGUUGUUUACUCCUGUGGAAACACCGGAGGCUCCUAACAGAGGAUUCUUCAAAGGCUUGUUUGGUGGAGGAGCUCAGUCUCUGGACAGGGAGGACCUCUUUGGUGAAACAGCUGCUGGUAAGGCCUCCCGCAGCCUGGCCCAGCACAUCCCGGGCCCUGGCAGCAUGGAGGGCAUGAAGGGCGCCGCGUCAGGAGUUGUGGGAGAUCUAGCUCGUGCUCGGAUAGCCCUGGAUGAGAGAGGGCAGAAGCUGGGCGAGUUGGAGGAGAGGACAGCAGCCAUGAUGGCUAGCGCAGAGUCAUUCUCUAAACAUGCUCACGAUAUGAUGCUCAAGUACAAAGAUAAGAAAUGGUACCAGCUCUGAUGGCAGCGUGGGGGAGCAUCGGACUCUAAUCACACACCAAGUAUCUCUGAGGAGCUACAGGACCCCUCGUCCUCUCUACUCAAUUUCUCUUCACAAAGUGUGUGUGUGUGGGGGGGGUUCUGUUCGACAGACUCAUGCUUUUAUUCUCAGCACAAGUCUCAUACACUCUGCAUUACCUCAGUCACCAGAGGACUACAACGGAGAAGACACUAGCUGACCCAACAUAAUGAGGACGGAAAAGAAAUGGAAGAGAAAUCUCUUAACAAAUCUGUCUUUCCAUUUCACCUGAGAGUAAUGAUGUUCAUUUGACAUCAGCCUGCAUAAAAGGAGAGAGGGGACCGAUCAUACCCAUCAAUCAUGCACACAUAUAUAUCUGAAAUAAAUAUAUAUAAAUAAAUAUAUAUGUGUGUGUGUAUAUAUACACACACACACCCUGCUGUUUUGCUCUGAAAGAGGAAAGACAGUUCUGCAAAACAUGUAGUCGUGGUUCGUGGUGGCCUGAUGGCAGUUGUUCUUUUUCCUUUCUCUGCCCUUUAUGGUGUCUGCCAAACAACAAUAGACUCAAAUGAGGAGAAAAGUCUGAUGAAAUCUCAUGAAGGUUGUGAUGUUUGUAUGAGAGUUAUUGAAGAAUCAAUGAAGGCUUUUAUUUUUUUCCUGUCUAAAUUAUUUUUAGAGUUUGAUUUCAGUUUUGUUUUUUUUUUGUCCAGAAAGGGCCUUUUUAAGCACUUAGAGCAGUGGAAACGUGGGACAGGGAGAUGAUUAAAUGUUUUGCCUCGCACAGAAUAAGGGCUGGUAGUACACUAGUUCAUCACCUAUCAUACCUUUCCCAGCAUUUUCCAACCAAGUCGUUUUGGGAAGGAAAGUUAUAUGAAGUGUUUUAGAGUUUUCCUCUCUUUCUUAUUUUAAAUUAGGCUAUUUAUUGGAUUGCAGAAGUUUGUCGGGCAUUAAGUAAUUCAUUUCCUUUAAAUUAGAGGCACAAGAAGUGCAGAAAAUGUUUACCCCUGAUCAAUAGUUUACAUUGAUCUAUGAGAAAAAUGACAAGUUGAUACACUGGAGAAGUCCCUGAAGGUCAGAGUAUAUUCAGACUUUUAAGGGGCUGGAGCUUGGGCUGGGUGAUAAAACUAUAAUGAUAUUCAUCCUAAUCUAAUUUUAUAUUAGGAUAAAUGUAAUUAUUGUUACAUACUUAUUUUUAGGGUUUAAUUUGUUUACAUUACCAUUUAAAGCAUGCUUGAGUGUUUCCAUCCUGUUAAAGAAGAACUUUGAUUGCAUGUGUCAUGGGUAUUUGGAUUUAAUGUUAAAUCAAAAUGCGUAAAGUGAGUAAAACAAGCACGAAAUCACAAAGUCGGAGGUGUGUUUUUGUCUUAUGUCUUUUAUGUUUGUCAUUUUUGUCUUGUGAUAUGCUUUUGUUUGAUUCCAUCUUCUGUCAUCUUUAUUUUAUUAAAUCUUUUACAUUAUUUUAAUUUUGUUGUGUCUUUAAUGUAAUUUUUGGUGUGUAGUCAUUCAUCAUUUCUGUCUUCAUAUGUUCUAGGCCUUUUGUUUUAUUGUAUAUUGUAUGUCAUUUCUGUCUGGUCGUGUUUUUGAUGGCCAUUCCGUGUUGCGUCUUAUGACAUUUUUUCUGUGCAUGUUUUUUUUUUUUCCAUUUCUGUUUUAUCGCGUCUUGUACCUCAUUUCUGUCUCGUCACGUCUCUUACCUCAUUUCACUGUCAUGUCUUUUUUGUCUUUUUUCAUCUUGUGGACUUAAGUCUUAUCGUGUCUUUUCCUUCAUUUGUGUCUUAUUUCUUCAACUUUCACUCAGGACCGAAAAUAAGCCUUUAAACUUGAAAAAAAAAAAAAAAAAUUAUUUGACAGUUAUUGUGCUAAUCACUGAUAUUGAAUGAUAUGGAAGUUUUUAUCAUAAGAACAUAUUUGGCUUAUAUCACCCAGCCCUAGCAGUAGCAACAUUUAAUACAGAAGGUGUGUUGAAUGACAAUUCAAAGAUUGUCCUUAAUAUAAUUAGAUUGCAUAAAUGUAUAUUUUGGUUACAAUUCUCUGUUUUCGUGUGUGUCUGUGUGAUUUUACAGAUUAUAUUUGGGCGUUUUAAUAGCUGAAGUUUUCUUUGUCUUGUAUAUCUUUGUGUAGGGCAAAAGCAUGUGUCUCUUCCACAUCAGUGGAUAUGGUAAUGCUGUCUGUGUAUUCAUAGCUGCCAGUUGAAAUGACCAAGCGUCACAGAGUGUUGUUCCACACAGUGCCAUUGGUCAUCUCUCUCUCUCUGAAUCAUUCACUUCAGAACUGUUUCUCUUCUGCCUUUGCCUCAUAUAUGCUAACCUCUACCUAUGUGUAUAUCUGUGUGUUUGUGAACAUACAUAUAUUCAGGAAUAUGUGUAUGGGCGCCAUAUUUAUAUUGCUACGUAGAUACAGUGUAUUUACAAUAGGUCUUUGGAGGUUUUUGUUUUUGCUUGACAGUGUUUUUUAAUGUGAUUAACUAGAAUUCUAUUGCAAUUUUUCAUGAGAUGCGAGGAUCCGCUGCUAUUCGUGUCAAUGUAUGAGCAUUAUCUACUGAAAGAGAGAGAGAGAGAGAGACACAAGACUUUUGUCAGUCCAGAUUGCUGCCAAAUGUUGUAAAUAAUGGGACAGCUGGACACAAAUCUGACAGUGCAAGUUCAGGCAAUGUGACAUACUGUACGCUUGUUAUUUUCUGACACCAAAGACUUGCUUCAUUUCACAGAGUUGUCUUGAUUUUCUUUCUUUUUUUUUUUGUUCUCCAAAACAAGUCUUUCGAAGAGUAUGUUUGAUGGUGCGUUUAUGUCAAGACUGUACUUAGAGGGGGUGAAUUUAUAUUGGGGGCACGCCACCCUCAUUACCAUUCCUGACUGCUGUAUGUUUAGGAGACAGGCAAACCUGAAGACUUUGAUUCCAAAAUGAGAUAUCCACAGUAGAAAAUAAUAUGUUUACAUGCACAACAUAUCUUGGUUUUUGCCCUUAUUCUGAAAAAGAAAACAUUCCCAAUAAGCUGUUUAAAGGAUUAAUUAAAAUAGGAAUCAGAAAUAUAAUAUUUGAAUAGUGUCUUUUCAAAGUUACUCCACUGUGUUAACUCAGCCUCUCAUUUCCAUCCCCUCAGAUAUGAUCCUGAACACGUCAACAUUUCUCUGCUUAGAUCAAAAACCUCUUUCGACCGUACAGUAGGUGUGCUUUUCCUCAGAGCAUCAAUCCCUACCAGUGAGGAUCUUUGUCUCUACUCUGACCCGCUGGACAUAGAGGUCAUGUGUCACAGCCUAAGAUAAGACCUGCAAAAGUGACAGAUAUUCUG
This is a messenger RNA of Sphaeramia orbicularis (orbiculate cardinalfish), 7288 nucleotides long. It is a transcript of the gene stxbp5b, whose product is annotated as syntaxin binding protein 5b (tomosyn). Gene Ontology annotation, cellular component: SNARE complex; plasma membrane; cytoplasm. Gene Ontology annotation, biological process: Golgi to plasma membrane transport; exocytosis. Lineage: Eukaryota; Metazoa; Chordata; Actinopteri; Kurtiformes; Apogonidae. The record is from RefSeq and is a predicted model, not a curated record. Gene Ontology annotation, molecular function: syntaxin binding; myosin II binding; GTPase activator activity. The transcript is spliced from 30 exons. Bases 355 to 4002 code for a protein of 1215 amino acids.